This is a messenger RNA of Hydractinia symbiolongicarpus, 1984 nucleotides long. Its product is annotated as farnesyl pyrophosphate synthase-like. The transcript is spliced from 2 exons. Gene Ontology annotation, cellular component: cytoplasm. Gene Ontology annotation, biological process: trans, trans-farnesyl diphosphate biosynthetic process. The record is from RefSeq and is a predicted model, not a curated record. Lineage: Eukaryota; Metazoa; Cnidaria; Hydrozoa; Anthoathecata; Hydractiniidae. Bases 112 to 1179 code for a protein of 355 amino acids. Gene Ontology annotation, molecular function: (2E,6E)-farnesyl diphosphate synthase activity; dimethylallyltranstransferase activity.
CUUUCACAAAAGUCAUUGUUGUAAAACACGACAAGAAAGAAGAGGGUGACUAGUUUUUAUAGUUUUUGUGGCUCAAACAACAGAGUUGGCAGUUUGAUACAUUAGUUAAAGAUGGGCAGUAAAGCACUAUUUGAAAUGACAGAUAAAAUAUUGAACUAUAAAGAACAGUUUGAUUCUUCGUUUAAAGAAAUUGUUGAUGAAUUAGUAAAAGAAACUGAAAAUAAGCCCGAAUUAGCACCUGCAGCGAGCUGGUUACGCAAAGCUUUAAAUUAUAAUACAUUUGAUGGGAAGAAGUCACGAGGCAUGAUGGUCAUUGGAACUGUGGAUAUUUUACGAGAGGGUAAUCCAUCCAAGGAUGAAGUUAAGAAAGCAAUAGUUCUUGGUUGGUGUGUAGAAAUACUUCAAGCUUUGUUUUUAGUUGCAGAUGACAUAAUGGACCGCUCCGAGUUAAGAAGAGGAAAACCAUGUUGGUAUAAAAAGUGUGGUCUGGUAGCUAUUAAUGAUACGUAUUUAAUGGAACAAGCAAUAUUCCAGUUGAUCGAUAAUCAUUUCUCUGACCAGGCCUACAUGUUUCAGUUGUAUAAAGCGUUUCAUAGCACAAUUUAUUUAACAGCAAUGGGACAGGGUCUUGACAUGCUUGCUUCUGAACCGCCAGAGGGUAAUUUUUCGAUAGAUUUGUUUACAGAAGAGAAGUACAAAUCUAUUGUAAAGUACAAAACAGCAUAUUACUCAUUUUACUUGCCGGUAUCUCUUGGAAUGCACAUCGUUCAAGUGAAAGAUAACGAAGUGUUUAAAGAGGCGGAAUUGAUUUUACUCAAAUUAGGUGAAUUCUUUCAAAUUCAGGAUGAUUACCUGGAUUGUUACGGUGAUCCUGCCAUCAUGGGAAAAGUUGGACGUGAUAUAGAAGACGGGAAGUGUUCUUGGUUGGUGGUGCAAGCAUUAAAGAAAGUGAAUGCUGAAGAAAAGAAAAUCCUAGUCGAUAAUUACGGAAAAGAUGUGGUAAAGUCUGUUGAGAUAGUAAAGAAAUUGUACCAGAAGUUAGAUCUGCAAAGCGUAUAUGGUGAAUACGAGGAAGAGAGUUAUAAGAACUUGUGCAAAUACAUAACUAAUCACUCUGCCCACUUCCCUCAAGAACUGUUUUUGUUUUUGGUGAAAAAGAUUUACAAACGAAACAAAUAGGAGGCAUGCAUAUAGAUAUAUAGGUUUCUAGUUGUCAAUUUAUGUAAGGUCUUAGGUAUAUUAUUUUUAAAUUAUAUUCUUUUUUAUCUGUUUUUUCCUAAAUGCAUCAAAACUUUCAUUUUAUGUUUUUUGGAAAUCUUGUAUUCUUCAGCAUAGCCGUCUUUUUUUCCAUGCGCCUUGCAACAAAAUUUAUAUUUAUUAUAGAUAUUUUUUAAUGUUGUGAUUGCUGUUCAGUUGUUUACUUUAGCAGUACUAGCUUUGUUGAUGUUGUUUUGUGCAAUAUAGGUACAACAAAAGUAUCUAUAUAAAUGUUUAAAUGCUAGACCUUAUGCUAAAAUACUUUAAGAUUAUAUACUGAAAUGUAGCUAAUGUUAAAAUAUUUACAUUGAAUGUUUAUUUGACUAGGAAGUUUUAUUUUACUCAAAUUGGUGAUUUGAAUUCAAAUUCAAAUUAAAAGAAACAUAGUUCAGCAAUUUACCAUAUGUAUUUUUUCUUGGUUUUAGUUUUAUAUACACAUUUUUUUGAAAAACAAUAUUUAAGUUUAUGUCUGCAGUCCUUCAGAAGAAGAAUGCAGAGGUCAAUGCACUAAAAAGCCUCAGCAGUGACUUUGACAGACAUUGACAUUCUUAGCACUAUUCUAGUUUUGAAAAAUUUGUAAACUAAGCCAAGCAACAUUGUCUCAACAUUUGGUUACAGGAUCUUGUUGUCUACUUUCGUGUGGCGAUCUUGUGAUGUUUAGCCAUCUGAUGCAUCAAGAUAACAAAUGUUUUUGUAUUAGUAGAAUACUUUUCAUAGGGUGUUCUUU